AUGAACACCCAAACCAACCGAGUCACCAACCAAACCAACAACAAGGAUGCUGACACCAUCUCUUUCUGCAAUCUUGCGCUCCUCGGCGUACCACCAUCCAAGCACAUUGCCAAGAAGGAAACUUCCGAAAAUGCAAACGGUUUCAACAGACCAAAGAGAAUGAAACUUUGGCACCAGCCAUCGGCACGUCCAACCGUGCGUAAGGUACGGCUCAAGGGUCGCAAGAGAACGAAAACGUUUGCGAAACGAGCCAAGCUCAGAUUCUCUGGAGACGUCAAGGUUUUUGAAAUACCAUCUCGUCACGACUAUUCACCUCAGGAUAGAAGUCUUAUCUGGGGUGGUAAGAAAGAGAUUAGCAGGAAUGCGAGGCGCAAUCAUUCGGAAUUUGACGCCGAGGGAGAAGAUUGGCGAACAGUCGUCGAGGACGACGAUAUGUUCGUUGAUGCCAAGACGGGGGAGUUGAUCCACCCAUGCUGGGUUGGGGAUGACUAUUCCUCUGAUGUUGAAAAUGAUUCCUCGGACGACGAAUAG
This is a messenger RNA of Cylindrotheca closterium, 531 nucleotides long. NCBI's taxonomy places the organism in Eukaryota, Bacillariophyta, Bacillariophyceae, Bacillariales, Bacillariaceae. The record is from the annotation of a GenBank genome assembly.